Messenger RNA from Pomacea canaliculata, 2809 nucleotides. Its product is annotated as cell surface hyaluronidase-like. The record is from RefSeq and is a predicted model, not a curated record. The transcript is spliced from 22 exons. NCBI's taxonomy places the organism in Eukaryota, Metazoa, Mollusca, Gastropoda, Architaenioglossa, Ampullariidae. The coding region runs from base 1 to 2667 and encodes 888 amino acids.
AUGGACGGUGUCUGUGACAAGAUCGUUGUUGCCUCCACGGACAGCGACUGGCGACAUGCAGAGCUUCGAACCUUAAUCCCGUGUGUCACGUGCACGUCACGACAAGUACGCGUGAACGAAACGUUCAAAUACUUGCACUACGGCAACAUCACGUACAACGUGGACGAACGCGCGGAGGUUGGUAUGCUCACCCGCAGUAUCGUCAUCGAGGGCGUGAUGGAGCCUGAGUGUUACUAUAACGACCAAAAGGAAAAAAAACUUUGUCAGCGCUUCAACAGGGACACGUUUGGCGGUAACAUUAGAAUUCUCCGCUGCCAUGCCAGUGUGCACAUCGAGGGGGUGGAGCUGUACCACAUGGGGCAGCAGGCCUUGCUCAGUCGCUACCCGAUUCACUUCCACAUGUGUGACGAGGUCGCGGGUAUGUAUGUGCGGGACAACUCAGUGUACGACUCAUUCUCACGCUGCGUCACGGUUCACGGAACACACCGACUGCUGGUGCAGCGAAACGUGUGUUACCUCCACCUGGGUCAUGGCAUCUUCCUGGAGGACAGCGUGGAGCAGGACAACGUCAUCGAGGGCAACCUCGUCCUGGGCUCGCAGCACGGCACGCUGCUCAUGUCCGACUCGCGCAAGGAGUGGUGCAAGGAGGACUACCCACAGGAAGACUUUACCGUCAACUGCGACGAGUUAGCUACCUACUGGAUUACUCACCCCAACAACAUCAUCAACAACAAUGCAGCGGCCGGCGGUGAGGGCAAAGGCUUCAAGAUUGUCUACGCUGAUCUCCCUUUAGGACCAUCAUUCGACCGCCAGAUGGAGUUAGGCGUGUGCACAAUCCGUGGAAUUAUCCAAUCAAAAGCUUCGCUGGAAACACUGCGCAUGCAAACACUCAUGUUAGCUGGAUUGUUCAUAGAUAGCAAGGUAUCUACCGGGCGCCUGGAAUCUGAAAACGAAGUGCCAGAAAAUGGAAUCCUCCAGGUGACUAAUGGUUAUGACCCGCGCAGUCCUCCAACUCCUGAAGGAGUCCAAGUCUGGACAGAACUACGCAGAAAUACAUUUUACAAGAACAUUCGUGCAAACGUGUGGAUCAAAGGAGGUAACAUACGCCUGGCCUUCUGCACUCUGGCGGACUCGCGCGAAGCUUUCUCCGGGGGGACCUCAAGUAUGAGCAGCGGGACGGAAGUGACGCACAGCAUUUUCAUCGGCGAGACGGACAACAAUGGCAUCCAGUAUGAGUCGAGAGUAUUAGAAAGUCUGACUGGAAUCGGUGUCUACCAAGGACCUAAUUUCAUCAAGCAUAGCUACUUCGACCGUUUCGACACGCAGACCCUGACGGGGUCAGCUGGCAACACCGUGACCCGACACGCCGGCGGCAUCAGCUUCAAACGCUCCAACGCUUACCCGACCAUGACGUCAUGCUACAUGCAGAACAUCACGUUUGGCUACUGUGACGGGGAACAUGGAGGGAACUGGGUUUUCCAUGGCAACGCCUCUGUGUACGGGUGGGAAGAAAGGGACGGAAAUCUGGGUAUAUUCUUGCGCGAUGCGGAUGGAUCUGUGACCGGGACGCCAAACGCGUGUCUCGUCAGGAACUUCCCCUUCUACAAGGGUCCGGAAUGUUCCGACCGACCUACCUGGGGCCUGACUGUCUGUCCCUACCGCUACAUCAAGAUGGAAAUUCUAGGCGCCGGAGGAAGUCUUUCAAAGCCCAACAAAGACAAGACACCGAUGAUCAUCAGACGAGAUGACUCGCCUUAUGACAAACCAUUUGUCAUUGAAGGUCUCAUCAGAAAUGAAUAUCUUCUCCGAACACACAAGUCGUAUCUCAUCGACUUCAAUAACCAACUGACUGACGGAGGCUUCCCAGAAUCCAUCAGUUUCUCCGGCUAUGGUGUAGAGAAAGGUGACGUGGUAAGAGUAGGUAUCUGUCAACCCCUGGACGUAGACGGGUACAGUGUAAGGAGCUUCUACCCGGCUGUCAUCAAGGACAAUGCCACGUGGGCAUCGAGUCUGGAGGAGCUGGACGCCGACACAACGGGCAGAGUGUUCUUCCACGACAAGCAAAACGGGAUCCUCUUCUUUAAGCUGCUGAGUCGACAUGUAAGAACAAACGACACCCAGCUUUGUCCGGGUGGAUAUUGCUUUCAAGUCAAGUUUGAUGUCAUAGGCGGCAACCUGAAGAGGAUGAGGUCAUGUUUUGGCAUCUCAGUGCCACCCUAUGUUGACAACACUCCCAAACCACAAGUUCCAGAACCAAAGCCGUGUCCUGGUCACGCGUCUCCUGAGGGCCUUGGAGCACUGGACUGGUCUAAAGUGGGUUUUGUUUCCCAUGAAAAGUACUCUGUCCAAUGCAACAACUCUUCAAGUGGUACAGUGACUUCAUCGACGGUGGUGGGCUGCUUCGUGGAGAAAUAUGCAGGUCUUCAGAAUGAGACGAUCAUUCUAGGAAACUCCAUGACAAACCGCUGGUGCCUAGAGAGGUGCAAAGGUCGCGGCUACGCAUACGCAGGCCUUUUACGAGGCGACCGUUGCGUUUGCGGUAACACUCUUGACCGGCAACCACAAAGUAUGGCGGACCCACAAUUGUGCCGAAAGUACCCAUGCUCUGGUGACGUCACGGAGUUCUGUGGUGGGAUUAAAGAAGUAUACGUCAUAAAGACAGAGUAAGUUCUACAGUUUGUCGGACAUGUUUCUGGAAGAAAAGUUCUUUCCGGAGUCUGUCUCGCUGACUUUCAGACCGCCUGCGGCAAGUCUGUACCUCCUGGCACUCCACAGUGAAAUACGAAUGUUGUUUUACUUUUUGUAUGUA